This is a messenger RNA of Eublepharis macularius, 984 nucleotides long. Its product is annotated as olfactory receptor 14A16-like. Gene Ontology annotation, cellular component: membrane. Lineage: Eukaryota; Metazoa; Chordata; Lepidosauria; Squamata; Eublepharidae. Gene Ontology annotation, biological process: G protein-coupled receptor signaling pathway. The record is from RefSeq and is a predicted model, not a curated record. Gene Ontology annotation, molecular function: olfactory receptor activity; G protein-coupled receptor activity. The transcript has a single exon. The coding region runs from base 1 to 984 and encodes 327 amino acids.
AUGCAGAUGGAUGUUGUGGGCAUAACGCCCAAUCUCACGACUACAUCUGAGUUUCUGCUCAUGGAACUCUCAGACAUCCGAGAACUACAGAUUUUACACUUCUUUAUGUUCCUCACAGUAUACUUGACUGCAGUGACUGGCAAUUUUCUUAUCAUCAUUGCUGUGGCCCUUGAUCAUCGCCUGCACACCCCCAUGUACUUUUUCCUCUUGAACUUGGCCAUUUUGGAUCUUGGCUCAAUUUCUGUCAUAGUACCCAAAGCCAUGGCCAAUUCACUCAUGAACAGCAGGUCAAUUUCUUACUCUGCAUGUGUAGCUCAAGUUUUCUGUCAUUUCUUCCUUGGAUGUUCAGAUUAUGCCAUCCUAACUAUAAUGGCACGUGAUCGGUAUGUUGCAAUCUGUAAUCCGUUGCAAUAUGAGACAAUUAUGCACAGAGAGGCCUGCAUUCAGAUGGCAGUCAGUGCAUGGAUUAUUGGGAUACUCAAUGGUAUAUUACACACUGGAGGAACUUUUGCCAUCAGCUUCUGCUCCAAUGUGGUUGAUGAAUUCUUCUGUGAAAUUCCACAGAUCUUAAAACUCUCCUGUACGGAUAUGUAUCUAGUUGAAGUUGGCAUUAUUAUAUUUGGUUGUUUCCUUGGACUAGGAUGCUUCAUCUUCAUCAUUGUCACCUACAUGCGGAUUUUUGGAACAGUGUUGAGAAUUCCUUCUGUGCAAGGUCAGAAGAAAGCCCUCUCCACUUGCCUUCCCCAUAUCACUGUAGUGUCUCUGCUUAUAUUUACUGGCGUUUUUGCUUAUGUGAGGCCUCACACUAACUCUUCAUCUGAACUGAAUGUGCUUUUUGCAAUUAUUUAUGCUAUACUUCCUCCCUUGCUCAAUCCAUUCAUCUAUAGUAUGAGAAACAAAGAAAUCAAGACUGCAUUGCUAAAGCUCUCCAACCCUGGGCAAUUUUCUAAAAUCAUUGCCAGAAAACCUUUUCUGCAAAAAUGA